This is a messenger RNA of Osmia bicornis bicornis, 378 nucleotides long. RefSeq lists its product as uncharacterized. The record is from RefSeq and is a predicted model, not a curated record. Lineage: Eukaryota; Metazoa; Arthropoda; Insecta; Hymenoptera; Megachilidae. The coding region runs from base 1 to 378 and encodes 125 amino acids. The transcript has a single exon.
AUGCCGACACUGUAUAAGAUAUACACAGCGGUAUUGACGGAGAGACUGAGGCAAGAGGCAGAAAGCAAGAAAAUGAUACCGGAUAACCAGACGGGAUUUAGGAAAGGAAUGGGCACGAUGGACAAUAUAUAUGUACUGAAUUUCCUGGUAAAUAGGCAAAUAAAGAAAGAGAAAGGAAAGGUGAUGGCGUGCUUUAUCGACUUGAAAGCCGCAUUCGACUCGGUAGACAGAGGUGUGCUGAUGGAAGCAUUAAGAGAAAGGGGUGUAAGAAAAGGACUCAGGGAACGAAUUAAGGAAGUGCUGAGAGAAACCAAAAGUAGAGUAAGAACAAAUGAAGGAGCAACAGAGCCAUUUUGGACAGCGAGAGGCUUAAGAUAG